AAAGAAGAACACCUUCAGCAACAGACUGAUCUCCCCCAAAUUGUCUCGAGCUCGUAACGUGGGGGCGGCGCGUGCUGCAGGCAGUUACCUCCUCACAUCCAGCAAAGCACCUGAGGGAGCUGAAGUGAACAUUUACAGGAGAAGAAGUCUCAUCAUCAUGAAGAAGAUAACGGCCAAACACUUGUUGUGCUUCUUCUUGCUCGCCUUCCCGCUGUCCUGGGCAGAGGACACGAAGAAAGAUAUGAGGAAGACUGAGAAUAACACAGUUUGGAGCCAAGGGAAGACAAGGCGACUAUUUGCAAGACGGAAGAUUUCUACACCACAGGAAAGUCACAUUCCAAGACACAAGUCAGAGCUCAUGACCCCUGCGCGCCGCUGCAGCCGCUUGAUGGAGAGCUGCUCCUCUCAUGUGCCAUGCUGCGACCCCUGCGCCUCCUGCCGCUGUCGACUCUUCAACACAAUCUGCCACUGCUGGAGGAUGAACCCCCUGUGCUUAAAGAGGACGUAGAUGGAGCACACACACACAUAUGCAUACACAUACACAAGCAGCAUACUGGACAUACGCAGUGAUACAUAUAUAUAUGCACACACCUAUACAUACAUGCAGUGCGCUCUGGCCUGUGGGUUUGCCUCUGUUACAGCACAGGUGCAGUUCACAGAAUAUUAUGACGGUGCAGAGUAAACUAGAAACAUCUUGAAAAUAAUUUAAAACAGAUUAAGAUUAAAGUGAAGGUCUCAAUUCUUUCUGUUGUCUAUAGCUUUAUCAGCUCAGUGUUAGAGGGGGAAAUAUGGAUGAAGGAGGGAAGCCAUGAAGGUUUACAGUCUUCUGAUACAUGAAUAUAUAUAAAAAACAUCAGAAAUGUCCAAAUACCCAACAUAAAGAAUGCAGAUUUAACAAAGGACGAGUGACAUAUGUUUUUUGAUGUGCUGAUCGUAGUAGACAAUCAUGUGUAAACUGUGUGUUGUGGCUCGGGCAUUUCCUGCACCGUUGCUGCUUGUUAUAUCUUUGUUAUUAUUGCUCUCCUGCCAUGUUAAACUGGUUUUAUACGGGAACAUUAAUUUCUUUUUUGAAACUCACUGCCUUACAGAUUAAAUGUAAUCUGUAAAAUGUAACAAUCAUCUGUUUUGGGUCAUCAACAGUUAAAAAACAGAUUUUUCUGCUCCUAUGUACCGGUUGAUCAUGCCCCGGAGAACAAAUAUGGAAUUAUCAAUUAUUCAUGUGUGAAGUUAUGAGUAAAGUUAGUUUAUAUUUUUGCUAUUGAAUAAAUAUGUUGUAAGCCUA
Messenger RNA from Thunnus maccoyii (southern bluefin tuna), 1282 nucleotides. It is a transcript of the gene asip2b, whose product is annotated as agouti signaling protein, nonagouti homolog (mouse) 2b. Gene Ontology annotation, cellular component: extracellular region. Gene Ontology annotation, biological process: hormone-mediated signaling pathway; adult feeding behavior; positive regulation of feeding behavior. Bases 158 to 508 code for a protein of 116 amino acids. The transcript has 5 exons. Gene Ontology annotation, molecular function: neuropeptide hormone activity; type 1 melanocortin receptor binding. Lineage: Eukaryota; Metazoa; Chordata; Actinopteri; Scombriformes; Scombridae. The record is from RefSeq and is a predicted model, not a curated record.